CUGCAGUUUCUGGAAAUUACUCUUUGCUAGUCUUCUUCUCUUCUCGUUUAGCUCAAGAUUGGAUAUGGCGUUUGCUAAUUACUUACUCGCAGUUACAGUCGACACUUCAAUUACUACUAAUCCUAAUUACUCUAACAAACCCACCUUCUUCCUUAACUCUUCUGCUACUAAUCACUCAUCCUCUCUAUCUUUCUCCUCCAAGCUUAAAAAUCGCACUCUAUCUCCCUCACUUUCAAGAAUCGUAAAGACAAAGGCUCAAGAAUCAUCAGCAGUGAAUGAUAAUGUAGCAGCCGACGCUUUUACUCACUUCAAGCACUUGCUUCUCCCCAUCACUGAUCGUAACCCUUUUCUCUCCGAGGGCUCAAGACAGGCUGCUGCUACUACUGCUGCAUUGGCAAAGAAAUAUGGAGCUGACAUCACUGUUGUGGUUAUUGAUGAAAAGCAGAAAGAAACAUUACCGGAGCAUGAAACCCAAAUGUCUAGCAUACGAUGGCAUCUCUCUGAAGGGGGAUUCCAGGAGUUCAAGAUGUUGGAGCGGCUUGGUGAAGGAACUAAGCCCACAGCCAUCAUUGGUGAGGUUGCUGAUGACCUUAACUUAGAUUUGGUAGUCAUAAGCAUGGAAGCAAUUCAUUCCAAGCAUGUGGAUGCCAACUUGCUGGCCGAGUUCAUUCCCUGCCCCGUCUUACUCUUACCACUAUGAAUUCCAUCCUUAACCGGCAGAGCAACUGUGACCAAGCCAUUUUGCAAUUGCAAGACCAAUUUUCUCCUGGUGGGUAUUUUAAGUUUGAUCCAACUAUUCCGCACUUCAUGUGUUGUGCAAGAGUGUUGGUGUGGAUAGAUUAGCUUAGUAAAUCCCGGGAAAGAGGCUAAGCCUGCUGGUGGCGUUUCUUUCAUUUCCUUAAUAUAAGUUUCUUAGAUGCAAGCUGAAGUUGGUUUUGUUUUUCAUUAGUGCUCUCUGGAAUAUGUUGUGCAUUCAACUUUCUCUUGGAUGAGUCUUUUGAGUAUGCUUAUUGUGUCAUAUUUUGCA
Molecule: messenger RNA, 1027 nt
Organism: Mercurialis annua (annual mercury)
Lineage: Eukaryota; Viridiplantae; Streptophyta; Magnoliopsida; Malpighiales; Euphorbiaceae
Exons: 5
Coding region: 65-700 (211 amino acids)
Source: RefSeq, a predicted model, not a curated record